Messenger RNA from Porites lobata, 5610 nucleotides. Lineage: Eukaryota; Metazoa; Cnidaria; Anthozoa; Scleractinia; Poritidae. The record is from the annotation of a GenBank genome assembly.
CACUAACUUACCACAUUUAAAGAAAGUUCCCGGGGAAAGUUAUGGCGUCCUAUACGGACUACUGACUACGCCAAGAGAGAAUAAUCUAUCGCUUCACUGAUUGUUCUUCCUGUUUUUCUGAGAAUUGAAGCCCCGACUACAAGCCAUUAUGUCAUGUCAGUAAUAUUUGCAACAAAGUCAUGACGUUGCAACUUCCGAGCUUUUCACUAGGCAGGCAUCUCAGUUUCUACCGAAGCCCAGACCGUGACCUGAAAACUUCAAAGGUAUUGUAAAACGAUAAGAGUAACAAAUUUUUUAUUGUUUAGGAGGUCCUUAUUAUAAGUGUGUGUGUAAAUUUUCAUAAUUUUUAAUCGCGUCUGCCGACGUUUCGCUCGAAUUGCCUUCGACACUAUUACCGCAGUUAGUCGAAUCUUGACCUGUGUGCCAUGAAUCAAACUAAAUAUAAAAUUGUACUUAAAGAUCCUUAAGACGGAAUUACCAAUCACUUUAGAUAUAAAAAUGCAUUUGCACUUAGAAAUCAAGCGACCGUAAUCUCUAGUUUGCACUUCUUCGCAUAAACUAAUUACAAGGAACCAUUUCAACCAAGAGCUACUAUACACUAAGUCGUAAGUAAUUUAGAAGAAAACUGUUAGUAAGAAAGAGAUUGAAGAGGUUCAAGCCAUGGAGAGAUUCCGACAAAGACGUCGACAAUACGAGAGCUUUUUAGAUUCAAAUUAUUAUUCGGUAUAAAACUGUUCUGAAGUGAGCGUAAUUAUUAGAGCCGGAUAUCUCAACACUGAACAGAGAUCACGCGAUCGCUUAUUUCUUAAGAUCGUUCGAAUUCAUUGACUAUUAUAGCCAUUUACCUCUACUGGCAGCUCUCACAAGUGCUUUUUUGUGUAAAGUAGGAAGCAGAAAAGAUCAGAAAAAGCGGUGACUCGGGUACAUAUUCGGUAAUCUGUGAAUUCUUUAUCACUCUAUCAACCUGGUAGAACGCUACGAAAGACGUCAUGGCGCUUAGUGAAUAAAUGAUUGGAGGGGUAUUGGUACGGAAGACAAGCUUGUCUUUUUACCCUAAAAAAUUGUUUAAAGACGUAUCUAGUUCGGUUAUGUUAGCCUCAAACGGUAAGCCAAAAUAAAGUUUUAUUCUGGCUUGUCAUUAGAAACGUGACUGAUGGGCCAUAUAAAGUUUCGACCCAAAGAGGUUAGUUACAUGGGCAGUUUGCUGAUAUCUUUGGAGUGAUCAUUGUAAUUAGGAAGGUAUUUAUAAACGGGACUGUAACCAAUGUAAGUUAAAUAUUCCUUUCUAUACAAACUCAUUUUAUCUAGCUGUUUUUUUGUCAGUAUUUGUAUCAUUUUACCAUACGUUUUUGGCCACGUGGCUCAAGUAAUGUUACCGGACAAGAGAUAAGAGAUGAUUUUAUUUAGUUUAUUGUUUUUUUUUUCUUUCUCGCGCUUAACGCAGGUUGGCCCUCUAAUGGACGAUUCAAGUUUGAUGCCGUUCAAAUUGAUUUUUGCUAGUAGGUCUUAUUCGAGGCACGGCAGCUUUUACCGGCAUGUCCAAUUGUUUUGGCUUGUCACUGGAAAAAAUCUGCGCCUUCUUUCAAAUUUGCGUGAUUAUUGAGUGUUAGUCCACACAAUUUCCUCGAUUUUGUUGAUAUUAGUCAUUUGUGUGAUACGUGACUUGGCCCCGGAACAAGAAACACCUGGGAAAAAAAGGGGGGGUAGAUUUAAUUUACACUAGAAUAGAUUUAUCCGCAUUCUUGACCUGAUCCGAAACAAAUUCUACGUGUCAUGUGUGAAUUCGAAAUAGAAACGUUCCUGCCUCCUCUACGGGCUUUUCCAAGGCUCAGUGGGGAGAACUAAGCGAGAGAAGAAAGCGAGUAACAAAACGCGAGAAGCGCGAGAGGAGGAUGAUGAGGACGAGCACAGAGCGUGAGCGGGGAAUCGUAAUAUCCCCCAAAAAGUGGUCGCGAACGACUGGGGACAAGGCAGGAAACGUUCAAUCAGGUUCGGUCGCGUUCCCAGAGAUGUUGAGUCCGACAUCUAAGCUAGAACCCAGGAAUAUUUUGUAACCGAAUGAAUGUUCUCGGAUUUAUUAAUGACAUGUAUAAGCGCCUGCGAGUUGUAAUAAAUCGCAAACAGACUUGUAUAUGAAUCCUGACCAAACCUAGUGUAUUACUAAACGAAGUCGAAGUCAAAUAAAUUUAAAAAAAGAAACAUUUUACGAAUUAGUAGGGUCUGGAUGGGGUUAACUGACAACUAACAAAUUGCCAAAAUUUUACGAACAGACAAAUUGCCUAAAAUUUAACCGACAACUGACAUUUACCUUGGGUUUUACUGUCAACUGACAAAGGACCUGAUUGUUCUCUAUUUUGUACAAAACCCAUUCUUAAGGCCUUUUAAUAAUAUUGUUCUACCCCUUUUCGUCAGACAAUGUGAUCAAAUGUACGCUUAUAUGGAUAAUCUUAGCAGAAGGACGCUUAAGGGGCAAAUUUCGUUAAUGAUCUACCGUAAAACCCAUCAUGUGUCAAGGAUCAUCCGUUGGAAAUGGUUUAUGAUCUUAAAUUUACGCUCAUCUGAGAACGUGCUAGCAUACACGUUCGCUGCAAAUGAAGGCGUUAUAAAAACAAUCGUAAAUUUUUACCGAGAUGAUUCAGAUACGGUCUUUCUCUGUCUUUCUCGUGAUUUACGUCCCAAUAUUCCGAAGGUAUAAAUUUUGAUUGGCUUAAUGGUUGCAUAUGUUGGACUCUGGCCAGCAAAACGUUUGCGUGGACGAGAAUAACACAAGACUUGAGAAAUGGAGGGCCACUUGAAAUGCUUUCAAUAGCAAAACCGAUAGAAAUUAAGGUACUAUUGCAUCAGUUUUCGCUUUUAAUGUUCAAUUUACAUUAUAUAUUCCUUUUUACAGUGUUCUUACCAGACCGCAGCAUUUCAGUAUUGCCACUUUUUUUAGGGAAAUGCCGCACUGUAAUUAGCUCGAGGGGUCCCAAGAGCGCAAAGAAGGAAAACAAAAAAAUACUAAGACGCUUUGGGAGCUUUCUUUCCGGCAUGCUUUUUACCUUGUACGAGUCGUUCGCAUCGCAGACAUUCGCUUCGCUUGGCUUUUUUACUUGGCUUGUCUACGUUUGCACGUAUUGCGUGCCUAUUGCGACUUUGAUUCAAAAUAAGCGAUCUUGAUUACUCUUUUUGGGUGAAGCCCAAAUAAAAAGAAACGUAAGUAAACAUUAACUGGUUAUGGCGUCUUUAGAAAACACCCAAUCAGCAGCGUCCAUAAAAAAAUAACGACUUCUGCACAUGCACAUGUGUGAAAUGAUGCGUUCUGAAGCUCCACUAUCUUGAAGGAUGUACUCAUAUACCGAGGCCCUCUUUUCUCCCUCGUAACCCCCAUUUAUCUUCUCUCUAUGGGUCCUGUGGACCCCAGUGAAGAAAAUCGUGCUAAGGACGCUGCUUUUUAACUAAAUGAACCGUCAGUUUCAUAGUUAAUUAUUAAUAAUCAUUUGACUGACAACUGACAUUUGUACCCCAUAUAUUUUUUGCUAUAUUUUCGUUGGCUUAAUAGUGAUACCAUGGUAACGUGACGUCACACUUUUCCUCUCUAUUUAGGUUUCUGGGAAACUGCCCACUUACUUCUCACUUAAGGCAAAAUGUUGGGUUAGGGGAGGGCUAGGUGGGCAGUUUCCCAAAAACCUAAAUUGAUCCACGAUUUAGUUAAGAAAAGAAUCGACGAUUUAACGGAAAACUGCGCGAUGAAAUUUUAGUUGACGUCCCCAGGUCCCCAUAGCGAGAUUCACUUUCAGGAUGCAAAGCUGAUUUUUUAAAGGCACCUGAAAGGAUCUUGCAAAUAAUGGCCCUGGUUAAAAGACGUUACAAUUCAAGAGAAAAGAUGACAGGCAACAUGAUGCCAUGAUAACAUUGUAAAAUAAAACGGAAAAAGUGAACAUUUAAAUCAAGAUUGACAAAAAACGAUUCAUUAAUAAAUUUGAAAUAAAAAUAUAAAAAUGUUUUUUGUAAACGCUAGCUUUUGCUAAAGUAAGAGCUUAAAUAGUAUAAGGUAUACUUCUUCUAUCACUAUAUAGUUAUCAUAUUUAUUACGGUAAUAAUUCCAAUUUUUUAUUUAGAAAUGUCAAACACACAAAGCCCCAGUGAAUCACCUGUCGUCGCUGGCAGCAGCAGCACCAGCAACAACAACACCAACAGAAAGCUACCAGAGAUUGAUUACACCAAGCUGCCAGCCGGGAAAGAGCUGAAGACGAAGGAUCUUCCUGCAUUCAAAGACUGGCGGCCUUGGGACACAGAUAAACUGCCAGUCGAUAUUUUGUUGCUGACAGUAGUGGAUUGCGAAUUUCUGGCCUGUGCUCAUUAUUUGAAACCGGGAUUCUAUACAAGUUAUCACGAGAAGCUUGGGCCUGUGUAUUUUGGGGAAAUUGGUGAAGAGGGGCAAGAUUCCUUGAAAAUUGCCCUAUAUAAAAGUCCAGAUAAGGGCCCUAUUGAAGCUGCCAUUGUUGUGAAAAAUACCGUUGAAGUCUUAAAACCCAAAGCUGCAAUUUGGGUAGGAUUUUGCGGUGGUUUAAAGGAAGACAAACUCAAAUCCGGAGACGUGGUAAUUUCAUCGAAGUUGAGGACAUAUUCCGCUGAAAAAGUGACAGGAGAGGGAACUGUAGAUCGGAAUAUUGCUGUUCCGUCGUUCAAAAAUCUUUUGAACCUCGUUAAAUGCGCGGAUGAAGGCUGGAAGCCACCGUUGAAGGAUGAGGCGGAGCUCGAGGUGAAAGUAGUCAAAAACGGCGUAAUGUUGAGUGGUCCAAAGGUAGUUGAUAAUAAAAAACUACGUGCAGAGCUUACCGAGCGAUUCCCUGAUGCGGAUGCUAUAGAAAUGGAGGGCGAGGGUAAGAUUUUAGCAGCUGAGUCAGUGAAAAAAAAAGAGGGGGUAAGACAAGACUGCGAAGGGUUACGAGGGCGGAGAGUCUCGUACAUAAACCAAUAGCUUGUUCUGGAAAACACACGAGCAGAUAAAAUAACCGGGGUAUUUUUUCCUUGUACAUUCCAGCUAACCCUGGACCAUCCGUUGCCAAAGUUAAACAAUUGUAGUUUUAGAGGAUGAAGAAAUUAACAAUAAAGUCAAAAUUAAGAUUAGGGAUUUCACUUUUUCUUUUCAAGUUAUUUCUUCUCUCGUUUUUCAUUUAUAUAUUUAACAUUUAUUUUCUCCCCGAGCCAACCUUGUACGGUACCCAAUUUCUCGACCCAAAAGUGAAUGCUGUUGAAUUAAUUGUUAUGUUAUGAGAGGCGGUUUAAUAGCCUAGUUUUCGUAUGUCGGGAAAAUUCCAGACGAUCGGGGAUUUUACACGACCGUCCCAGAUUUUGGCGACUAAUGAAAAUACGUUUGCUUGGCACCUGUAGUUGAUUGCGUAAUUGUCCUUGUUCUUUUCAGGUCUCUACGCAGCGGCACACGAACUGAAAAUGGAAUGGGUCGUUAUUAAAGGAGUUUCUGACUUCGCAGAUGGUACGAAAUCUAGCUCAGAUCACUGGAGAUCAUUCGCGAGUUUUAUGGCAGCUUCUGUAACUGCUCACAUCCUCAACAAUCCCAAUACGUUCAAGAACUGGCCUCAUUAUGGUGGUAAGUACAAACAAUGA